AUGGAGGUGACGGCGUCGGCAUCGCCGUCCGGUGGAAAAAAUGAUCAGAACUUGAAGGACGUCAGCGACGGCAGCGGCAGCAAAGGGUUCAUGCUGUUUGGUGUAAGAGUCAUGGAAGGAUCGUUUAGGAAGAGUGCUAGUAUGAAUAACCUGGCUCAGUAUGAGCAACCCCAGGAGUCCAACAAUGAUGUGGCCGCCGGCUAUGCUUCUGACGAUAUUGUCCACCCUUCUGGCCGGAGUCAUGAUCGGAAAAGAGGAGUACCAUGGACUGAGGAGGAACACAGGUUAUUUCUGAUAGGGUUGCAGAAAGUAGGGAAAGGAGAUUGGAGAGGGAUUUCAAGAAACUUUGUGAAGACACGUACGCCCACACAGGUUGCAAGCCAUGCUCAAAAGUACUUUCUCCGCCGGAAUAACCAUAGCCGCCGGCGCCGGAGAUCUAGUCUCUUUGAUAUUACCACUGAUACGGUUUUGGGUUCGAAAAUUGAAGAACAAAGGCAUCAAGAAAAUUCAUACCACCCAACAACAAUAGCACAACAAAAUCUAAGCAAAAAUAAUGAUAAAUUCCCCAUGCCAGCUUUUCUUGUACCAAUGACGAGAGAAAAUUCAACGGAGAAUCUCACACUAGUAAUGAAACAUUCAACCAAUCUCAUCCGUUCAAUUCCAAAUCUUCCACCUGCCCCAUCUUCAAAAAUGGCUAAUUUAGAUCUAAACAAGACCACCACGAUCCCUACACCUGAGCCUCUCCCUUUAACACUUAAGCUAUCCAUAUCACCACCUCCGCCACCACCACUUCCACGACCGCCACCCAACAAUUAUCCAUCUCCGGCGAGACACUUGUCGGGUUUCCAGACAAUGCAAGCUAGCUUUACUAGCAGUAGUGGAGAUAGCAUGGUUAGUGUUUCUUGA
This is a messenger RNA of Fraxinus pennsylvanica, 906 nucleotides long. The record is from the annotation of a GenBank genome assembly. Lineage: Eukaryota; Viridiplantae; Streptophyta; Magnoliopsida; Lamiales; Oleaceae.